AUGAUUCUGAUUCUCCCGAGCCCCAUCGCCAUGGCGCCUCUGCCCCGCGGGAGGUAAUAAGCGGCAACACAACGCAAACUCCCAGCCCAGAGCGAGCCCGCGAGACCGAGGCGACCAUCCCCGCCCCCCUCUCCAUCCCCGCCCGAGCCCUCUCGCCCAGGCCGGCGGCCGGGAUGUCCUCGUCGUCCGCCGCCGCCUCCGUGCCGGGGGCCGCGCCGGCGGACGCCCUCCGCCGCAACCGUAUCAUCUCCAGCAAGCUCUACUUCGACGUGCCGGGCUCCAAGGCUCCGGUGGUCUACUCGACGGCGUACGACAUCGCCUUCCUCGGCAUCGAGAAGAUGCACCCGUUUGAUUCCUCCAAAUGGGGCCGCAUAUGCAGGUUCCUCACCAAAGAAGGCCACCUGGAGAAGAACCGAGUGGUGGAGCCAUUGGAGGCUUCCAGGGAAGAUCUGCUGGUGGUUCACACGGAGGCAUACUUGAACAGCCUCAAGAGCAGCUUCAGGGUUGCAGCCAUUGUAGAGGUUCCUCCACUAACUCUCAUGCCUAAUUGGCUCGUACAGCAAAGGCUACUGUACCCCUUCCGGAAACAGGUGGGUGGGUCCAUUUUAUCAGCUAAACUUGCGCUUGAGAGAGGAUGGGCAAUUAAUGUCGGUGGAGGGUUUCACCAUUGUUCGGCGGAGGAAGGGGGAGGAUUUUGUGCAUACGCUGAUAUUUCGCUCUGCAUUCAGUUUGCGUUUGUCCGUCUGGAUAUUUCAAGAGUAAUGAUCAUAGAUCUGGAUGCUCACCAAGGAAAUGGUCAUGAGAAGGAUUUUGCUAAUGAUGGAAGGGUUUACAUUUUGGACAUGUACAAUGCUGGAAUUUAUCCGUUUGAUCAUGCUGCUAAGCGAUAUAUUGAUCAGAAAAUCGAGUUAGUUAGUGGGACAGAAACAGAUGAUUACUUGGAUCAGCUUGACAAGGCUUUGAAGGUCGCCCAAACUAGAUUCCAGGCCCAGCUUAUUAUUUAUAAUGCUGGGACAGACAUCCUGGAUGGUGAUCCAUUGGGCAACUUGAAGAUAAGCCCUGAAGGUGUGGUGAUCAGAGAUGAGAAGGUGUUCAGAUUUGCAAAAGAUCAGAACAUUCCACUUGUCAUGAUGACAUCAGGAGGCUACAUGAAGUCGAGCGCACGUGUGAUCGCAGAUUCGAUUACCAAUCUCUCACAGAAGGACUUGAUACAGCUAGGUAGCCAGCCAGAAUAAACGAGGAGCCUCUGCCGCCCACAAGUGUUCAACCUGAAGGGCACAUCCACUGGAUGUAUAGUCUGUAAGAAGAGGUUUGCCGUUCUAUCAUAUCAGCAUGUAUGGAUCAUGAAAAGUCUUGUCACCUUGUACAUACUGUCAUAAGGCCUUUGUUUCCCAGAAGAUUACGCAAUGGGGAAGCCGAGAGCGCCAUGAUGACAAGAGAGACAACACCUGGAGAUCCCCGUUGAUCCCCAUCAUCAAACUAUACUGUACGGGUUUCAGUUACUCCUAUUUUCUCGUGGGAAGCCAAUAAAUACUGCUUAAAGAGUUUGCACUGUAUAGAUCUUGAAGGUUAUCAAGAAGAGAUACGGUAUGAUGUUUUUGUCGCGCCGGCUUUCCUGGCAAGACGGCUUUCAUCGCCGGCUUGUUGGAUGGUUUACAGUUAUUAUCUGUUUUGUAAUUCCUGCUACUUGGAACUUGGUUCCUUCUCUUUUGAUGACAGCUCUCGGCGGAAAGACACGGAUAGUUGAAGCUGCCAGGAGACCAUCUUGGUCGUUGGCACUGAGCCACCGAGCUUCAUCAUCCAGUGCUUGAAUUUGAUGCCAGACUAUUCCUUUCCAAUAAAAUUCCUCGGUGCCUAGAGCCCUAGACCUUUCCUUGCUCA
Molecule: messenger RNA, 1881 nt
Organism: Triticum aestivum (bread wheat)
Lineage: Eukaryota; Viridiplantae; Streptophyta; Magnoliopsida; Poales; Poaceae
Product: histone deacetylase 2
Exons: 13
Coding region: 174-1235 (353 amino acids)
Biological process (GO): epigenetic regulation of gene expression
Cellular component (GO): histone deacetylase complex
Molecular function (GO): histone deacetylase activity
Source: RefSeq, a predicted model, not a curated record